Molecule: messenger RNA, 1649 nt
Organism: Trichomycterus rosablanca
Lineage: Eukaryota; Metazoa; Chordata; Actinopteri; Siluriformes; Trichomycteridae
Product: zinc finger protein 502-like
Exons: 4
Coding region: 1-1221 (406 amino acids)
Biological process (GO): regulation of transcription by RNA polymerase II
Cellular component (GO): nucleus
Molecular function (GO): RNA polymerase II cis-regulatory region sequence-specific DNA binding; DNA-binding transcription factor activity, RNA polymerase II-specific
Source: RefSeq, a predicted model, not a curated record
AUGACAAGUGAUGUCAUCUGUUACGUCAGUUACGGCUCCUACACAUGGCGAGUGACAAACACCAUCACCAAUAAGCUUCAGACCUUCAGUAACAGAUGCCUGCGCCACAUCCUCAACAUCAAGUGGCCUGAGAAGAUCUCCAACACAGACCUGUGGUGUGGGAAGAGCUUUAGUUCCCGAUGGAGUCUAAAAAGACACCAGCGCAUUCACACUGGAGAGAAACCACAUCAGUGCUCACAGUGUGGAAAGAGUUUUAAUCAACAGAGUGCUCUCAAAAUACACCAGCGCAUUCACACUGGAGAGAAACGAUAUCAGUGCUCACAGUGUGGAAAGAAAUUUGUUCAACAGAGUAAUCUCAAAGAACACCAGCGCAUUCACACUGGAGAGAAACUAUAUCAGUGCUUACAGUGUGGAAAGAGUUUUAGUAAACAAAGUCAUCUCAAAGAACACCAGCACAUUCACACUGGACAGAAAUCGUAUCAGUGCUCACAGUGUGGAAAGAGUUUCAAUUGUCAGAGUAAUCUGAAAAUACACCAGCGCAUUCACACUGGAGAGAAACCAUAUCAGUGCUCACAGUGUGGGAUGAGUUUCUAUCGUCAGAGUCAUCUCAAAAUACACCAGCACAUUCACACUGGAGAGAAACCGUAUCAGUGCUCACAGUGUGGGAAGAGUUUUUAUCGUCAGACUACUCUUACAAGACACCAGCGCAUUCACACUGGAGAGAAACCGUAUCAGUGCGCACAGUGUGAGAAGAGUUUUAAUUGUCAGAGUAAUUUCAAAACACACCAGCGCAUUCACACUGGAGAGAAACCAUAUCAGUGCUCACAGUGUGGAAAGAGUUUUAAUCAACAGAGUGAUCUCAAAAAACACCAGCGCAUUCACACUGGAGAGAAACCGUAUCAGUGCUCACAGUGUGAAAAGAGUUUUAAAACACAGAGUGAUCUAACAAUACAUCAGCGCAUUCACACUGGAGAGAAGCCAUAUCAGUGCUCACAGUGUGGGAAGAGUUUUAUUACACAGGGUCAUCUCAAAAUACACCAGCGCAUUCAUACUGGAGAGAAGCCAUAUCAGUGCUCACAGUGUGGGAAGAGUUUUAUUACACAGAGUAAUCUCAAAAAACACCAGCGCACUCACACUGGAGAGUACCAGCUAGUGGAGGUGUCGGAGGGGGCGUGUGUAGCAGUAGAGGUGAAUUAUGAUCAGGUAAUUGGAUACGACUAGAUUGGGAUUGGACUGAUGCUCUAUCCAGGGUGAGUGAGUGAGGGUCUCUCACAGAUAGGCGGUCCUCCUGUAUGGGUUCAAGACAUGGCGAGUGACAAACACCAUCACCAAUAAGCUUCAGACCUUCAGUAACAGAUGCCUGCGCCACAUCCUCAACAUCAAGUGGCCUGAGAAGAUCUCCAACACAGACCUGUGGGUAAGAACCAGCCAGAACUCCAUCAGCCAGGACAUGAAGAAACGGAAGUGGAGUUGGAUUGGCCAUACCCUACACAGACCAAGCCCUGGACUGGAACCCACAGGGGAAACUCAGAGUGGGAACGCCAAAGCAGACGUGGAGGGCGAGGCAAGAGACCUAUCAUGGACCCAGCUGAGGAGGGAAACACUGGGUGUGGAGGGGUGUGGUUGCAGCUCUUUGCUCCACAAGGAGC